AUGUCACCAAUUUUGCAAAGGCCUACGCGGCAUAUUCGAAAAGUGUCAUCGCAAAGGAGUGAAAGCUACAUUCAGUUGAAUCAAUAUCGAUUGAUGGAAGAAAUCGGACAGGGCUCAUAUGGCAUCGUCAAGCUCGCCUACAAUGAAGAAGACAAAAAUCUCUAUGCUCUGAAAGUUUUGGAUAAGAUCAAACUGAUCAAGAACUUUGCGUGCUUUCGACCACCGCCGGCACGAAAGUCAAAAGCACCGCCUCUGACGCAUAGAAAUCCUUUGCAAUUGGUCUUGGACGAUCCCAACGACAACUACCUGUACAUGGUUUUUGAGUUUGUCGAACGAGGCAGUAUACUGGAUGUGCCUACGGAUAAACCAUUGGAUGAGGAUAGCGCUUGGAAAUACUUUAGGGACACAUUACGGGGACUAGAAUAUUUGCACUAUCAAAAAAUUAUUCAUCGCGAUAUCAAGCCGUCAAAUUUAUUACUAUCGGAUUCCGGGCAUGUAAAAGUGAGUUUAGAAUGCUCAGAUGUGUCGACUUUUAGGAAGGGUUCCAACCAUUUUUACUCCGGUAGAGCUCAAGAUAUCUGGUCGUUAGGAAUAACUCUUUAUGCAUUUGUGAUAGGGAAGGUGCCUUUUUGGGAUGCAUAUGUGAUCGCGUUGCAUCGGAAAAUCAAAAACGAUCCGAUAGUGUUCCCAAACGAGGACUGUGAUAGGUUUUUACAACCUUUUCCCAGGCCGCAUUUGAGUGAUCCGCUGAAAGACUUGAUCCUUGGA
Messenger RNA from Cylicostephanus goldi, 768 nucleotides. The record is from the annotation of a GenBank genome assembly. Lineage: Eukaryota; Metazoa; Nematoda; Chromadorea; Rhabditida; Strongylidae.